AAACUGCAUGAGGAAUCAAGCCCUUUGAUUUGCUCACCAUUCUGAUUAUGCAGCCUCACAUCAGUCGGAGCAGAUGGACAAUCAAAGCAAAGUAAGAAGAAUGGGUGCGUUCUUAGACAAGCCAAAGAUGGAGAAGCACAAUGCUCACGGGGAGGGAAACGGCCUCCGCUAUGGACUCAGCAGUAUGCAGGGAUGGCGUGUGGAGAUGGAGGACGCACACACUGCUGUGAUGGGGCUGCCUUACGGCCUCGGCCUGUGGUCCUUUUUUGCCGUUUACGAUGGGCACGCAGGCUCUCAGGUUGCCCGUUACUGCUGUGAGCAUCUGCUGGAACAUAUUACCAGCAACCCAGACUUCAGGGGAGGGUGCUCAGGAGGUGCGGAUUUAGUUGCUGCCGAGCCCUCUGUGGAGAGUGUGAAAUGUGGAAUCCGCACAGGCUUCCUGCAAAUCGACGAGCACAUGCGGGCCAUGUCCGAACGCAAGCAUGGGGCGGACCGCAGUGGCUCCACAGCGGUGGGCGUGAUGAUUUCCCCUCAUCAUUUCUAUUUCAUCAACUGUGGUGACUCCAGAGCCUUGCUGAGCCGCAAGGGUCGCGUUCACUUCUUCACCCAGGACCACAAGCCGUGUAACCCUCUGGAAAAGGAGAGAAUCCAGAAUGCAGGUGGUUCUGUUAUGAUCCAGAGGGUCAACGGCUCUCUCGCCGUCUCCCGUGCUCUCGGCGACUUCGACUAUAAGUGCGUGCAUGGGAAAGGUCCUACUGAGCAGCUGGUGUCCCCUGAGCCAGAAGUGUAUGAGAUCGAACGCUCUGAUGCCGAGGAUGAAUUUGUGGUGCUGGCCUGCGAUGGUAUAUGGGAUGUCAUGGCCAAUGAAGAACUGUGUGAUUUUGUGCGCUCGCGCUUGGAAGUGACAGAUGACCUGGAGAGAGUGUGUAAUGAGAUUGUAGACACCUGUUUGUACAAGGGUAGUCGAGACAACAUGAGUGUGGUGCUGGUAUGUUUUCCUGGUGCUCCAAAAGUCAACCCAGAAGCCGUGAAGCGAGAGGCGGAGCUAGAUAAGUACCUGCAGAACAGAGAGGGUGGAGCAUGUAAAAAGGCGAAUAAAUAAUGUAUUACAAAGAUGAAGAGAGAGGGUUAUAGAAAGUGAGCAUUCGUAAUUAGGUGAGUUUGUUAGAGGGCAGUUUACACUUGCCAAUUAAAUAUACGUUACAGUUAACGUAAAGUUUCCAAUUAACGAAUCCCCAUAUUGGAGAGGAAAGACUCACUGGUACUGUAUUAGCACAGUUAGGACUAUUCAGGAUCAAUUUUACCAGAGCGAAUCACAACGGUGUGAAUUUAUUUGAGCUUGUAUUGAUAAUUAGAGGCCUUUGAUUAUUUAUUGCCAAUAUUGAAAAGCACUUACACAAUUUAGAUGUAGCCUGUAGCUUUAUCUGAGGUUUUAUUGUAGUGCAUCCAAAAAUCCUCCGCUCCUGUGCGUAUUACACGUCUGUAUUGGCGUAUUAUUAGCUACUAAGUGAUGGUAAGUGCAAUUGUAGAUUAGGAAAAAGGAAUGACAAAACCCAACAUUUGGUUCUGCACUUUGUCAUUAAACGCUGCUAUACUUAAAGGCAUCUUCUAUUAAUAAGAGAGAGAGACCAAAUUUGAGAUCUCAGUUAGAAUACAAUAUGUUUAUGUGUUCAAAACCGGAUUAAUACAAAGUGUAGUUUUGCGUUUGUUCUUCGGAUAGUUGUAUUCAUCCACUCGUACGAGUUUGUGUUUAAGUCUGGCACCCGUUUCAUUUGCAUCUUUCUGAAAAGUCAUUCUAGAUGAGAGUGAAUGUCAGGCCUCCAUUGCUGAUUACCUGAAAUUGUAGCUGACACUACUGUACAUGGCCUGAUGGUGCAGUUUUAUGUCUACAGCAGUGGCCAUGAGCAUUUUAAUCUGCAUGAUUCCUGUUCUGUAAUAUGGAACAUUGUUGCCUUAGUCCUAAUUUACAGCAACUACCUUGAUUAGACUCAGUAGGUUAACUCCAGCUGCUUGGAAGAGUAAUAUUAAAUCCAAUGGACACAUGGUACUGAAAGCAUGCACAGUACCGAUAGCACGAUAAGUUGUGUACACCUCCUGCAUGUACGCUACAUUAAAAAAAACAGGGAUAGAUCUUAUUUAGAGUUAAGUUGGUCUGACAGAAGUUUUACACUUUGUACAGUAUACAUUUGUAACCCCUGAGGAACAGCGUCCGUGUGAACUGAACAUAGUAUUUGAAAGAUCGUGUCAAUGUUUUACAAUCCUCUCCGAGUUGUUUACUACUUGUUGCCUCAAACUGACAAUUUGUCAAUCCUCUGGUUUGUCUAUAUAACUAUUAAGAAAUAUUAUGUAGUUAGGAAAUUCUAGGUACGUAGAGUGGGAUUCAGCCUGUCAGCACUUUCUGAGAUGUAGAUCCUUGUUGGAACAAUGAUGUAAUAUUUAUAGUACAAUAAUUGUACACCUGCUCUUUAAAACCCUACAAGAUUUGGCUUUGUUUUCUCUUUCUGUACCUAAGAUCUUGCAAGCAUUUCAUUUAAUGUUCAUAUUUUUGAACCCCUUGGACUUGUCCUAACAUGGUGCGACGCACAUCAAGAACUUAACGCCAAGCAAUUUGUCUGUCGUUUAAGUGAUAGUUCACGUAAAAUUGAAAAUUCUUUCAUCGUUUACUCACCCUCAUGUCGUUCCAAGCUCAUAGAAACUCAUUGAAAUCUUUGGAUCCCAUUGAGUUUCAUGAUAUUUGAAAUUCUUUGGGGUUUGGAGUAAAUGUUGACAGAAUUCUCAUUUUUGGCAGAACUAAAAAUGGGGCUUGAUGCAACACAAUCAGUCACAAAACUUAGCCAAUCAGAACAGUUCCCACUGUUUGCUUGCUCCAUUUGUCAUAGAAUAUGUAAUGAUUCGAACGUCCACAACUAGUUUCUCCUUAUCCGUGGUUGAUGUUUAAUAUACAUGAAGUAGAUAUCCUUGAGCACUUCAGUCUGUGGACGAGGCGACUGGCACAGAAAAAGGAGCCAUGCUACCAACAAAAUGUAGCAUUGUAUCGCUUCGCACCUGGUUAGGACACGGAAUAAGAACACAAACUGAUUUUCUUGGCUGCAUUGGUAAAGGAUGGGGUGUUCUUUUUAUUUAUCUAAAUUUCCCCUUACAGCCAAAAGAUCCCCAAUGUUUUGUCUUGUAUUUUACCAGGAUAUAUAUUUUAGCUUUAAGAUGUUUAACUGAAUGAAAAACAUAGCGUGCCUGCUCUGAGAGAACUCUUGGGAUUAAAAUGAUUGUAGGUUGUUCCUGUACCAUAUCAAUUUCAUUUUGCUUGGUUUGCUGUAUUUCCUCACUGUUUGACAUGGCUUGACACACCUGCCGAUAAUCCACUGUUUAUUAAAUUAGCCUUAAUUUUCUUCCAUAAUAGCACAUCUGAGAUCUGUAUGCUUUGAUGAGACAUGUCACGUGUUUAUAUACCUACAAAGAGUGACUAGGUCCUUCUGGGAGAGCCUUUAAUUGUGCCUACGAGUGAGUCUAUGGCCAGUUGUAGCAUUUCAAUUAACUUUCUUAAUCUUUUGAGGUGGUUUUGUUUGUUUGUUUAGUAAUAUUUUAGUCCACUCAUGCAUAAUUGCAUUGGUGAGCACACUUGUCCCCUUAAAAAAAGUGCCAUGCGAGUGACUAACCCAUUCACCUAAGAUUAUCGCAAAGCGCAACUCAAACCCCCAAUGAGUCAAACAUUGGGUGGGACUCUUAGUGGAAAUAUUGCCUUACUGAAAAACAAAGCAGGCAUUAAAUGGGCCAAAAAGUGUUGUAUAAGACAUUGCCUUGAUUUCUAACACUGUAGCACGAUCAAAUUGACACAUAGUUGACAUUUUCUUUUCCCUAUACAAGAGUGCCCUUCUACAAAGUUCAUUGGAUUUUCAGUGAAGCAACCAACUGCAAAUAAAAUACACCUUUGUAACACAGGAUCAUUUCAAAAUGUAUCUUCUGGAGUGUUAAUCUAGGGCAAACAGAGCCCGCUUAUUGUCAUACUUGCACUGUGUUGUGCUGUUGGUCCCUGUGUGUCACUUCUGUCUUUACCUCUCAGGUCCAAACUGACAAGCAACAGAGGACACUAUUUAUUUGAAUUAUUUAUUGUCUUUAUAGUAUUUUACCUCUUUUGAAUGAAACUGUUCUUGCAUUCCAUUUUAUUUAGCCAAAUAAGCACUACUAAUGCAAUGAAAUGCUUAUAUUCUUUUUUCCUUGUAUUUAUUGUUAUACAUCCAUGUCAUGAGUAGUUCACGUGAACUGAAAGUUACGUGAGUUAAAAAAAAUGCACCAUGUCUCGGGUUCAUCUACACAAAGUAGUUUCUUCACAUGAUGUUUGUGCUUUUCACUUUUCUGUCAGAGUAGAUCGGUCCAAGGUUGACGAUGUGUAAGGGUUAUAAUCUAUGAUCGGUCCUUUCUUAACCCAGCAGACUGUUUGUGUCUGUGUUUGUUCAAUUUUACCUCUCAGAAGGUAACAGUUUUAUAAAGCUCAUUUUGAAAGAUUUUUCAAAUACAAUUUCAUAGAAAAGUAUUUCAAUAUUAGAGGGUGAGCACCCAGUAUUUUCUUUCUUUAGUUUUUAUUUUUGUACAUUAGCACCCGGGUAUUAGCAAUGUAGACAAACUGUGAUCUUGUCAUUCUUGGCUGUCAAAGAUGAUUCAAAUAAAAUUAUUUACGAAAA
Molecule: messenger RNA, 4676 nt
Organism: Megalobrama amblycephala (Wuchang bream)
Lineage: Eukaryota; Metazoa; Chordata; Actinopteri; Cypriniformes; Xenocyprididae
Gene: ppm1ab
Product: protein phosphatase, Mg2+/Mn2+ dependent, 1Ab
Biological process (GO): negative regulation of canonical NF-kappaB signal transduction; protein dephosphorylation; positive regulation of canonical NF-kappaB signal transduction
Cellular component (GO): cytosol; nucleus
Molecular function (GO): protein serine/threonine phosphatase activity; magnesium ion binding; manganese ion binding
Source: RefSeq, a predicted model, not a curated record